This is a messenger RNA of Fonsecaea pedrosoi CBS 271.37, 2163 nucleotides long. RefSeq lists its product as uncharacterized. Gene Ontology annotation, biological process: DNA-templated transcription. The coding region runs from base 1 to 2163 and encodes 720 amino acids. NCBI's taxonomy places the organism in Eukaryota, Fungi, Ascomycota, Eurotiomycetes, Chaetothyriales, Herpotrichiellaceae. The transcript has 8 exons. Gene Ontology annotation, molecular function: DNA binding; zinc ion binding. The record is from RefSeq and is a predicted model, not a curated record.
AUGCAGGCAACUCAAAAUUCGAUGCACGGGUUCACUGCCGUGCGAACAGUGUCUCAGCAAAGGUCGGGUGUGUAUAUCCAUGAUCUCGAACAAAGGCUGGAGUCACUCGAGCGCGAUAGGCGAAAUGCCAGCUUGUCUCCUCCCACAGGUAGUGCAAUUUGGACCUGGCCAGAUGCAGCGAGGGAAGAUGGUGAAUUCCCCCGGAGCGAAAAGACUUACACUCCAGCUGUGCUAACUCGUUCAGAAGAGCCACGAGGUGACAUUUCGCCUCCGGAGCGACCUUCGGAAAGACACCAAGAGGACAGACGAGAUCAACCACCAACCAGUUUACCAGCACGACAAGAGCUGAGCGAAUCACUCGAGCCUGGGCUUUCGAAUCCGUUCGGACUUGGUUUUGCCAACUAUGACCCUGAUCGCGAUGGCAAGCCGCUCUAUUUUGGACCGUCUUCAAAUUGGUCUUUUGGCCGCCGUGUCCUUUCCCUGGCCUACAAGCGGAUUCGCCGAACUCCUCUUCCUCUAGAUAAUCUGUUGUUCGAGGGCAAAGUUUACACACUGGGAUGGGACGGCAAGAGAAAUUCCUCCACAAGACUCACUGGCAGUCAAAUCUCCCUUCCCGCCCCAGACUUUGCCGCCCAUUUGAUUAACCUAGUCGACUUCCAUUGUACUCAAUUAUUCUACCUGUUUGACAAAGAGAUCUUCAUGCGUCAAUUCACAUUAUUCCACGAGAGUGCGCCUGGGGGCCCUGAUCGUUCGAGCCUCUGGUAUGUGCAUUAUUUACUGAUCCUGUCAUUCGGGAAGGCGUACGCUGUCCAAACGACCACAGCCUCCAAGGCAGCAGGGACGGAGUUCUUCGUGGAGGCCAUGCAGUUACUCCCUGAUUUCAUGUUCAUUGGUGCGGACCCUAUUGAACUGACACAGGUCUUAUGCUGUGCUGCCCUGUUCUUCCACUGCCUCGAGUUCCGAUGCGCUGCUUAUAAAACGAUUGGCUGGGCCGUUCGACUAUCGCUCGAAAAUGGCUUGCACUCGGACAUGAAGAGCCAGUACAUCAGUACAUCAUUAGUGCAGAGAUGUCGUAAGCUAUGGUGGACGGUGUACAUUCUCGAUCAACAGAUGUCAGCUCUCAUGGGGGCUCCUGCGGCUGUUGCAGAGGAAUCAAUUGCUGCGCCACUACCAGAUUUCCCCAAGUCUCCUCAGCGACUUGCGGCGCUUGAUUUCCAGAUCAGACUGAACAAGCUGCUUGCACGAGUGCUCAACACCAUCUAUGGACCCGAAGGCAGCUUCAAGGAGGGAUUUCUAGCAUCUGCCAAAGACACCUUGAAAAGUCUCGCCAGCUUGACGGAUCUCCUCAACACUUCGUUCAGUGUGUUUGGAAGCAACCAUGGCGGGGUUUCCAGACUCUAUGCUCAUCUACACCUCCAAUAUCAUCAGUGUGUCAUCCUUACAACCAGGCCUAUUCUUUACAGCUUUCUAGAAGCUAAGCUUGCCGGGUCGGGGACUUUCGCCAAACUUCUAGAGUCCCAGACUACCAAUAGACUUGUGCAGGUCUGCAUCGAAUCAGCACAGCAGACAUUGAACAUAUUGGGGAUCCUGCGUGAUCAAACACUUCUUGAAAGUGUUCUGCCCUUUGAUCUUGAGUCGACGUUUAUUUCGACGCUUGUCAUUUUGAUGGCUAAUGCCGUGGAUACUUUGUUUAUCAAGGACUCUACUCCAUGGUCUUCGGUGGCUUACAGCAUCUUGGAUGAAAUGAUCCGCAGAGGCAAUUUGGUGGCUGCGUUGAUGAAAUCUGAACUGCAACAAUUGGAAGCUACUCUACGUCAACUCCCGGUGCGUGACACUGAGCAAAGCAAGUCCAGUGUCGAAGUACCGAGCAUAACUGGACUUGGUGGCAACAAGAUGACUGCAAAGGAUGCAGCACAACCCAGCUCGUCAUACGAGCUUCUGGCUUCUCGAGAGAGUGGUCCUCAGCUGUUUCACCCGGGCUUUGGAGACGCCCACAGGCCCUCGUCCACCGCCACUCUCGGUCAGGGAACGGAUGCUUUCUGGCAAACCGAUGGCUUUACAGGAGAGCAACUCGUCAAUGUAGCCGAUUCGAUCGAUCUCGAUGGACUUGAGUGGCUGUCGGACCCGGCUUUUGGAGAUCUGACACACGACAUUGCGAGGUGA